Molecule: messenger RNA, 1884 nt
Organism: Phytomonas sp. EM1
Lineage: Eukaryota; Euglenozoa; Kinetoplastea; Trypanosomatida; Trypanosomatidae
Source: the annotation of a GenBank genome assembly
AUGGUGGAUUUGCUCCACAAAAUCACAUGGAAAGAGUCUGGAGUUCUUAUUCCUGGCACCCACAGCACUGAGCCAGAUGGCACAAUACCUUGGAAGUGCAUUAGUGAAAUUAUUCCAGGGUUGUAUUUGACUUGCCAAUGUGAGCUUCAUAAUAAGCAAAAAGCCAUGGAAAGAGGCAUCGCGCUAAUCUUGAACAUGUGCGCAUGCAAUAAUAUGGAUUCCUAUACGGUUUAUGAGUUCAAUGAAGUGCAGAAUAUUUUUCUGUAUCGAGAAAUCAAAGAUUUGGACCAGUUUGUUUGUGAACUAAAUGAGUAUACAUCCCAUUUGUCUGAUAAAGACUUAACGAAAAAUAAGAUAUUUAUUCAUAACAUUCCAGCUGUUGACACGCCAACCUAUCCAAUUGAAAAACAUUUUCCGCUCACAUGUGCGCUAAUUAGAUUGUUAAUGAAUAACCGGACUUUCCUGGAAAGAAACGAAAUUGAUUGGAGCUACGAGCAGCUCCAUGCGGUAGCUGUGAAUUGUAUGGUUGGGGUUAGUCGUUCAGCUUCGAUUGUAGCGGCCUAUCUCAUGAAAAGUGCAGGCAUUACUAGCGAUGUGGCGCUGUCCUUUAUUCAAAUGGUUCGGCCGGUUGUCAACCCAAACGUUGGCUUCCAGCGCCAAUUGCUUCUUUGGGAAGCCACAAGUGGUCAACGUAUAGUUGAUGACUUCUCUGCGCGACUUGUGGCCUUCCAGAUAAAAAAUGACGUGGAAUUGUUAGGUUAUAUUCGCCUCCACUUGCCCCUCUUGUUGAAGAUUAGCAAAUUUUCACAGGAAAGACGAUAUCUCGGUCUGGUGAUAUCGCUCACCCAACCAUCAUCAGAAACAUUAGCUUUAGUUUAUCGGGAGGUCGAAUCUAACGUGACUGAAGCAAUAGUCUCUGAGGAUUAUACCGAUGCACCUAAUUUCUUUGUCCAUGUAUCUGAAAUUGUAGGCAGUUUGCAGACUUAUUGUGCGGAUAUUUUUGCAAAUCUUCAUGUUUCAGACACCAUGCUUGUGUUCAAUGACUCCUUUUACUUUAAAGUGCUGAAAGAUGUUGCUUGCUCUGGGCUUAUGAGAGAGAUAUACGAUACGGUAAGAGCCUUUUGCUCCAUACUCCGAGAAGUUGAUAUGAAACAUUUUAGUUCGAAUGGUUCUUUGUCGGUUAGUUUCCCACGAGAAGUUCGUGAUGUAGAAGUCCCCCGGGAUAUGGUCGUCUCAUUUCCUUUUCUAGUUUUUAUUGCUCCAUAUGUGGAGGGGUUUGUUCAGCCCGAAAAGCUUAUUAGCUUAGAAAGUGAAUUUUGCCUUAGAAACAACGGGAGAGGCUUAGCGAAGACCGAAAAACUUGUAGAAGUUAUAAAAAAUGAAUUUUUAGACGCAUUUUUGAUCCCAUUCUCAAACAAGGACAUCGAUUCUUCGACAGCCUCUUUUGAGAAAGGAUGGCAAUUCAACGCGCCUUUUCACUUUCUUACAAAUGAUCUGGAGGUUCGGGUUUUGGAAACAUUUAGAACGAAUGAAUCUAUUCCUUUUAAUAUUUUAUCAUCCAAUCUGGAAAAGCUUCCCUGGAAUCUUGGAAAAAUAUUAGCAUUGAAAUUUGUGAGUGGUUUGUUUGCGUUUCGUUUAGUAUUAGAAACAAUAGAACAGUUUUUGAUGCGUACCUGCCACAAUCAUCUCUCCAAAGGUGUUAACCUAAGUGAACGUAAGUUGCCGCUAAUUCUAAUCGAUAAGUCUAUAAAAUACGUGGAAGCUACAUAUAAGAAGCAUUAUCACAAGCCAUGCGACAUUGUUUCCUUUCUAGGCAAAGAGUUGCAACCACUUUUUGAAGCUGGAGUCAUUCAAGCAGAUGGCUUGUGGUCUUUAGUGAAAUAA